GUUUGGGUGUCCGUGUGUAGCAUAGAAGCGCUGGAGGCAACAGGGUCCCAACACCCCAAGCGGCGAUGUGUGUGUUUGUGUCGGAGGAACAGCGUACGCAUUUCACAAAAAAGCUGGCUUUUCUGCAUGCCUCUCCGUGUUUCAUUGCUGCCAGUUAAGUUCCGCGGGCCUUUUGAUCAACAAGAGCCUGAGGGGCUCUCCCUCACACUAUUGGGUGCUCUCGUCGUUCCUGUCUCGUGUUCCUCACCUCCCAGAGGCCGAGGGCUCUCUGCCGUAAACCGCCCAUCUCCUCCAUCUUGCGGUGUCUCUGACUCCAUCGUGUUUUCCUUUGCUCCUCUCCAUUUCCUCCACUUCCCUGCACUCCAUCAUUCACAGUUUCGCGGUCGUUCUGUAGUCCGCGCAUCGGCAGAACCACGGCACAGCUUCUGUCGCUCCUUGCGAAUCGUCUCUGCCUUUCGUUUCCUCCCUUCAUCCUCCUCGCCGGCUCACGGAGAGACUCUUAUUUGGGCGAAGAAGCCUCUCUGAAGAUACAGAGCAACUAGUAUUUCUCUCCCAUUCGUUUCGAUGCUCGGCAGCCCGCGGCUUCUUUGAGAACAAACCCUUUCGGCGUCUUUUCCGGCAUGGCGACUAUCUCCUACGUGGAAUAUCCCAUUUACUCUAUUGCCACAGAUGGAGAAAUCGUGGCGACGUCGGGAGGCGGGGGCGGGUCGGACUAUGGAAUCGAAGAUCAGCUUGAAACGCACAGAGUGAAUCUAGAGACAGGCCAGCUGCUGCCGGUGAUCAGCACGGCCGAGGCGGGCGGCGUCGUCGACUCACUCUGCUUCAACAAAAACGUCGACCUCUGGUGCGGAUGUUGCCAGGGUCAAGUCGUGCUCAUCCAGAAAGACAAAGACCACGGACUGGGCGUCGUCGCUCGCUUCGGACCGCCGCCGGUUUCGAGCGGGAAGCGACCGCGUCUGAUCACAGCCCGCUUCUCUCCGUCCGGUGAAAUUGUCGUCGCGGGAGGCGAAGACAAAGUCGUUCGCGUCUGGCGGAUAGCCCGGACUGGUGCCUCCAGUGAGAGAGGCAACGUCCCUCCUGCGGCGAAAGAAGGCUGGGAGGCUACACUCGUCUGCGAGUUGCGAGGACACGAAGGUGACAUCAAGGACUGCUGCGUUAGCAGUGACAGCAGUCUGGUCGCGUCUUGCGGAGCAGACAGCAAGCUUUGUCUCUGGGACUGGCGGACGGGCGCUCUUCUACACAGCAUUGAGAAGCGGAAUCCGAGAAAAGCCGAAGAAAAACUGACAUUUCGGUGUGGCAGAUUCCUCCCCACACCUCCAGGUGUACCAGCAAACAGCGGCCAGAGACUGAUCGCUGUCGCUUGCGGGCUGAGAGGCCCGUCAUACUUUGUUGGAUGGUCGAUUGCCUUUGGAGGCAGCGCGCCGUCGCAACUGCCCGCCCCGACCUACGACAAGAAGAGCGAGGACUCUGCUCCGUCUGAGGGCUCAAACAAGGCAUCCCAGUCUCUCCCUCCUUCCGCCUCUUCUGUCACCGUAACACAGUUGUGUGAAUCCAUGUGCGACGAUAGCGUCCCGUGUUGCCAGGCCGAGAUUUCGACUGAUGGACAACUCAUCGCGGUGGGCUUCGCGGAUGGAAAAUGUAAAGUGUACAACCGAGGGCUGUCGCUUGUGGCCCAGAGUUCGAAACAUGAUCUCCCAGUCACUGGGUUGUGCUUUUUGAACAACAACAAAACUCUCGUCUCUACUAGCGCUGACUACUCUGUGGUGACUCUCGACCUAACUCGCCGUUCUAGAGGAAUUUGUGGUCGGUGCUGCUGCUGUAGGAAGCGAGCGUGCUUUUGCGGGUUCCUCAUUUUUCUCUUCCUGCUCUUGGUGGGCGGCUUUGCAGUUCACCAUAUUGCCUCUCUCGGCUAUCUUCACUUCAUAAGUCAGCAUGACGCUGCUCAGAUGGGCUUGUACAGGCAGACAAUGGAGGACCUUGUGAUCCAGCAGCGUCUGCACGAUCUCGAAAUCGAGCAGAAAGAAGAACGGAGACGCUCGGGGGGAGAGGCGAGACUUGGGCGAGAGCGUUCUGCACCGCCACGUCAAACAGAUAGAAAGGCGCAUAAGCAAGACCAAGCACGACGUGGGGGGGCGUACAGACACAAAACAAGCGCAACGGUCAAGGACGAACUGUGACAGAAUCGAGAGGCUCAAAUGCUGUGCGUUAAUGGACAGUGUCCACGCAAUGUGCGGCCGUAUGAGAAACGCAUUUUUGUCAUGUAACCGCAGAGAGAAAUAAAUGCCAUGACACCGGCGGGGAAAAAACACGAUACCGUUCUCUGAAACUCAAGGACGCACUAGGUUUAGUGUCUUGUUUUCGGUACUCAGCACAAAGUUGGGUUCUCUUUCUCAAGGCAGUCAGUCUGUUUGCGGUGCAGCGCAUCUAUUUUGAGAGAUGCGAAAGCCCAUAGGAGUUUUGAGUGCGAGGGGAAAGCCACAGUUGUGUAUGUUUUUUGGAGCUAAGAGAGACCAAGGGGGAAAGUGCACUGAUGCAUGAAACCCGUAAUUGAUCGAAAUGAAUACAACAUGAAGACGGGGCCACGUGGAAUGAAGUGGCACGUUGGUCAUGUGUCCAAAACUGGCGCCUCCCGCUCAGGUUGACAAAACGAGCUGCCGUUUUGAAACUUAG
Molecule: messenger RNA, 2670 nt
Organism: Toxoplasma gondii ME49
Lineage: Eukaryota; Apicomplexa; Conoidasida; Eucoccidiorida; Sarcocystidae
Product: WD domain, G-beta repeat-containing protein
Exons: 12
Coding region: 621-2177 (518 amino acids)
Molecular function (GO): protein binding
Source: RefSeq, a predicted model, not a curated record